Molecule: messenger RNA, 2560 nt
Organism: Linum tenue
Lineage: Eukaryota; Viridiplantae; Streptophyta; Magnoliopsida; Malpighiales; Linaceae
Source: the annotation of a GenBank genome assembly
AAGAAAUACUCCCAAAAUGCCACUAACCUCAGCUUCACAUCUUACUGAUAAGAACGCCUACUCAUUCCAUUCGGCGGCCUUCCUCCAUUUUCCCUCCAUUCCCAACACGAAAAAGGAACCAUCUUUCCUCUUCAAUUAAACUCACUGAACAAAUGAAGAGCAGGGGAGAACCCAAUUACCGAAUCCCCAUCGAUGGUUCCUCAUCAAUUUCGCCAUUGUUGCUUCACGAGGAGCAGGAAUUGCAGUUCGGUGAUGGUGGUCACACCAGAAUCAGGGCUUCCUUCACUGGUUCAGUCUUCACUCUUUCCACAACGAUUAUCGGAGCCGGAAUCAUGGCAUUGCCAGCCACCAUGAAAAUCCUGGGCCUGGGGCUCGGAAUCGCGCUCAUAGUGUUAGUCGCGGUUCUCACAGAGCGGUCGCUGGAAAUGCUGCUGAGAUACAGCAAAGCCGGGAAGGAAGUGAAAUCGUACGGCGGAGUUAUGAAGGACGCGUUUGGGAAUGGCGGCAGAACCCUGCUUCAGAUUUGUGUGCUGCUCAAUAACGUCGGGGUUCUUGUUGUUUACAUGAUCAUCAUUGGCGAUGUGCUGUCUGGAACAACAUCUGCAAAUGGGAUUCACAAGAGGGGUGUCCUGGAGGAAUGGUUUGGAAGCCAAUGGUGGAAUGGCCGUACUGCUGUUUUCCUCGUCAUGACAUUUGCUGUAUUUUCUCCAUUGGCAUGCUUAAAGCACAUAGAUUCGUUGAAGUUCUCGUCGGCUGUAGCAGUUGCACUUGCAGUCGUUUUCCUCGUCAUAACAGCAGGAAUUGCAGCAUUCAAAUUGAUCAAUGGAACCGUCUCCAUGCCAAGGUUGCUUCCUAAUGUUACUAGCAUCACAUCAUUCUGGAAUCUCUUCACUGCUGUACCCGUGCUUGUGACAGCUUUCAUAUGUCAUUUCAACGUUCAUACAAUUGAGAAUGAACUUGAAGACCCUACCAAGAUACGAAAAGUUGUGCAAGCUUCACUAGCUCUCUGCUCUUCUGUCUACAUUAUGAUAAGCUUCUUCGGUUUCCUCCUUUUUGGUGACUCGACACUCGAUGAUGUGCUGGCUAACUUCAACACAGACCUUGGCAUUCCUUACAGCUCUGUGCUCAAUGAUGUCAUUCGAGUCAGUUAUGCUCUCCACUUGAUGCUUGUUUUCCCAGUGCUUUUCUACCCCCUGAGAAGCAACAUCGAUGAGCUGCUCUUUCCAUCGGCCAGGGAUCUUGCUUUAGAUACCAGAAGGUUUAUAUUGCUCACAAUAGCACUCAUUUGUAUGAUCUUUCUGGGAGCAGAUUUCGUACCGAGUAUCUGGGAUGCUUUCCAGUUCACUGGGGCGACAUCAGCAGUCUGCCUCGGUUUUAUCUUCCCAGCUGCAAUCGCUCUCAGGGAUCCACAUGCCAUAGCAACAAAGAAGGAGAAGAUUUUGUCAAUUUUCAUGAUUUUCCUAGCUGUGCUCUCGUGCUCAGUUGCUAUAUACAGUGAUGCCUAUGCCUUGCUGAGAAAGAAACUAUCUCCAUAGCAACUGGCGCCAAUUUGAAGAAGUAGAUCAUCACACAGACAUCGAAUUUAGACACUUCUAGUUACUUCCUCUAUAGAGUUUUACUUUGUCUUACAAUCACAUGCAUCAUACAAAAAUGGUAGUCCAUUGAAAGAAAUUGGUACUCAGCCAUCCAGUGUUGACUUGAGACCCAACAAGCUUAUGUAUAUGCCUUCAUUUUCUGUAAACUGAAGUAAACCCAAACCCAUUCCAGUCUCUACUAUUGGAAUUUCCUUCACUCUUUUAUUUUGUAUUAGGUUUUGUGUCACAUUGAACAAAUUGCUUCGGCAUAUACUAAGUAAUCAUCCGCAACAAGUACAAUAGAAUGUGAGUUCAUCCCUUGAAUCUAUCGGUACAGACAACCCAGAUCCCAGGUUACAAUGUUCACUCCAGCUUUUUCGCCAAUCUUAAGAAAUCUAUCAAGAAUCUACCAUAAAGCAAAAGACGAUAAAGUUGCAUUGCAUCCCAAGCUCGCAUUCUUUUCCCAACAUCUGCUGAUGCUUUCUUAUUACUCGAGAAAUUACCUGGAUCGUAGCAAAGCGCAAUUAGGAUGAUCAUGACCCAAACCUUGUGUCCUUCAAAGAUCUGCAAUUUCACCAGUUCCAGUGGCCUCUCCUCAUUCUCCUCACAGGAGCAGUUGCAAAAGGAACAUCUCAAGCCAGUAAACUAUACACAUUUCCUCUGUUGCAAUAUGUACAAUUCCUCGCAAACUCGACCUGUGGUGACUUCUCAUGUCAACCAGCCUCUUCUUGAAGAAUGGGUCCCCGGAGCUUGUCUUUCAGAAUACUAGGGCAAGGCCCGGUAUGGACAAAACUUGCAUAUUCCGUAGGCCGGUAAAGUUGGCACAGCACAAUUUUGGCAUUGUUGAGUUCAACCAGCAUUCUUUACAUCCAAACUAGUUGAAGAAAUAGGGAGAUCUCAGGACAUCUUUCAGAUCAAAGUCUCCUCUAUCUGGCAGAGGAGGAAACUUUAAGUUAGGGAAGGACUUCUGAAACGCCUCCAACAAC